Molecule: messenger RNA, 1627 nt
Organism: Corythoichthys intestinalis (scribbled pipefish)
Lineage: Eukaryota; Metazoa; Chordata; Actinopteri; Syngnathiformes; Syngnathidae
Gene: foxf2b
Product: forkhead box F2b
Exons: 2
Coding region: 159-1298 (379 amino acids)
Biological process (GO): regulation of transcription by RNA polymerase II; animal organ morphogenesis
Cellular component (GO): nucleus
Molecular function (GO): DNA-binding transcription factor activity, RNA polymerase II-specific; RNA polymerase II cis-regulatory region sequence-specific DNA binding
Source: RefSeq, a predicted model, not a curated record
UCGUGCGUAACUGGAAGAGAGAAAGAUUUCUCUCCUUUUCGAUUUGUGCUGGGAGUCAAACAAAGAAGCACUGCUGGCGUGUGUUUUUCGACUUUAUUUCGAACAAGCGGCCCUUUUCAAACAUUCCGGGGCCUCUCCCUCCUUACGUCAGAGCUGACAUGACGAGCGAGACCCCUCACCAGCAGCUGGAUCCUCCGCCUCCUCUGAGAUCUAGUCCGGUGCCCGGCGUGCUGCAUCCCGCCAUGCUGAGCUCCACACAAGCCGCCUCGGAAAGCUCGUCCGCUCUCGUCAAAGGGAAGAAAAGUAGCUCCGGUUUGAGGCGGCCAGAAAAACCUCCGUAUUCCUAUAUCGCACUGAUCGUCAUGGCAAUACAAAGCUCCCCGACCAAACGGCUGACGCUCAGCGAAAUAUAUCAAUUCCUCCAGGCCCGUUUCCCAUUCUUCAGGGGCGCUUAUCAGGGAUGGAAAAAUUCAGUCCGGCACAAUCUGUCGCUUAAUGAGUGCUUUAUCAAGCUGCCCAAGGGACUGGGAAGACCGGGGAAAGGCCACUAUUGGACCAUUGAUCCUGGGAGCGAGUUUAUGUUCGAGGAGGGUUCGUUUCGGCGUCGACCCAGAGGCUUCAGAAGAAAGUGUCAAGCCCUGAAACCCAUGUAUAGGAUGAUGAAUGGCAUCGGAUUCGGCACGUCCAUUCUGCCACAGAGUUUUGACUUCCAGCCUCCUUCUGCGACGCUCGCCUGUCACAGCAACAGCUACAACUUGGAUAUGAUGAGCAAUUCCAUGGCCGGAGGCUACGACGGGCUUGGGGGUGGCCACCAUGUACCCCACAUGUCUCCUAGCCCGGGAUCCACUUACAUGGCGAGCUGCCCCGUGCCACCCAACGGUGAAUACGGGCCGGAGAGCAGCAGCAGUCCAGUACCGUCCUCUCCGGCCAUGGCGAGCGCCUUGGACGGCCACUCCCCGUUCGCGAGUACGUCCGCACACUGGGCUGCCUCAAGCGGAUCACCUUACAUCAAACAGCAGCCUUUAACCUCCAGCAGUCCAGCAUCAAAUUCUCUGCACUCCGGCAUGUCGCCUUACUCCCUGGAGCAAACCUACAUUCACCAAAACGGCAGGGAGAGCCAUAGUGACCUAUCAGUGGGCAUUCCGCGUUAUCAGAGCCACUGCGAUAGGAAAGAUUUUGUGUUCAACUUUAAUGGCAUCUCGUCUUUUCAUCCCACUGCUGGCGGCUCCUACUAUCACCAUCAUCACCAUCAUCAUCCUCAGAGCGUAUGUCAGGACAUCAAGCCGUGCGUCAUGUGAGGGCUCUUGUCUGUUUGAACCCCGAAAGACGGACUGGGGAAAACUGCACGUCUGCUAUGCAACAAAGGACUAUUUUUGUAUCGGUUGGAAAAUUAAUAGUAUGUAUCAUGAUGGCUGUAUUCACACAAUGCCUCUUUUUCUGGACCUAACCAAUGCGUUGAAGGAAAAUGAAUGAAGAAACCCCCAAGCAGGCCUUAAAAACAUUAAAUGAACAACGGCAAGCGCUUUUUCGUGAACUAAUUUUGUUCUAUGUAUAUAUUUUAUCACACACGAUGCUUUAUUAUGAACUGCUACAAACAUUGCACUUAUUGUAUAACCACAAGAUUAAA